AUGUUUUCUGCUUUGGUUGGGGACAUGAAGGAAUCACCGAAUGUCGGAAACGUCGAGGCCUGGAUCCAAACGAUCAGGCAGCUUUUCGCGGAGGCCUACGCGACAGUCCCAGUUCUUUCCGAGGAGCUGCCGGCGGAUAGAAAACGUUUCCCGACUUUGAGUGAAGCCGAAGCGUCCAGUCUACUAGGCUUUUUUGAACAAGCGUUUGUCAACACCACGGGACGCUUUGAGGAAUGA
This is a messenger RNA of Peronospora matthiolae, 237 nucleotides long. NCBI's taxonomy places the organism in Eukaryota, Oomycota, Peronosporomycetes, Peronosporales, Peronosporaceae. The record is from the annotation of a GenBank genome assembly.